GGACUCCCGGUCCCCGCGCUCGGCCACGGCUCCUUCCCGCCGGCCCGGAGCCGCUUGGCUCCCCGCAGCCGGACCCGGAUCGCGCAGCCCAGCUGGACCGGAGCAGGCGGGGGCGUGCUAGGCGGGGAAGGCGUGGCCGUACCGGGGCUAGACCUGCCGCCCGUGGGGCGCGGGGCUGCGGGCUCAGACCAUGUCGCCAGAGGAGCGGACGUAUCUGAUGGUUCUCCUUAUCUCCAUUCCCAUCGGCUUCCUCUUUAAGAAAGCGGGACCUGGGCUGAAGAGAUGGGGGGCUGCCGCUGUGGGCCUGGGGAUCACCUUGUUCACCUGCGGCCCUCACACCCUGCACUCCGUCGUCACCAUCCUGGGCACCUGGGCGCUGAUUCAGGCCCAGCCGUGCUCCUGCCACGCGCUGGCCCUGGCCUGGACCUUCUCCUACCUGCUGUUCUUCCGAGCACUCGGCCUGCUGGGCCUGCCCACCCCCACGCCCUUCACCAACGCCGUGCAGCUGCUGCUCACGUUGAAGCUGGUGAGCCUGGCCAGUGAGGUGCAGGACCUGCACCUGGCCCAGAGGAAGCAGAUGGCCGCCGGCUUCGGCGCGGAACCCGGCCUGGGGCUGCUGCCCGACGUGCCCUCCCUCACGGAGACGCUCAGCUACAGCUACUGCUACGUGGGCAUCAUGACGGGCCCGUUCUUCCGCUACCGCACCUACCUGGACUGGCUGGAGCAGCCGUUCCCGGGCGCGGUGCCCAGCCUGCGGCCCCUGCUGCAGCGGGCCUGGCCGGCGCCGCUGUUCGGGCUGCUGUUCCUGCUGUCAUCGCACCUGUUCCCGCUGGAGGCCGUGCGGGAGGACGCCUUCUACGCCCGACCGCUGCCAGAGCGGCUCUUCUACAUGGUCCCCGUCUUCUUCGCCUUCCGCAUGCGUUUCUACGUGGCCUGGAUUGCGGCCGAGUGUGGCUGCAUCGCCGCCGGCUUCGGGGCCUACCCCGUGGCCGCCAAAGCCCGGGCCGGGGCCGGCCCCACCCUCCAAUGCCCACCCCCCAGCAGUCCGGAGAAGGCGGCGGCGCUGGAGUACGACUAUGAGACCGUCCGCAACAUCGACUGCUACAACACGGACUUCUGCGUGCGCGUGCGGGAGGGCAUGCGUUACUGGAACAUGACGGUGCAGUGGUGGCUGGCCCAGUACAUCUACAAGAGCGCGCCUACCCGCUCCUACGUCUUCAGGAGCGCCUGGACCAUGCUGCUGAGUGCCUUCUGGCAUGGCCUGCACCCUGGCUACUACCUGAGCUUCCUGACCAUCCCGCUGUGCCUGGCGGCCGAGGCCCGGCUGGAGUCGGCCAUGCGGGGGCGCCUGGGCCCGGGGGGCCAGCGGGCCUGGGACUGGGUGCACUGGUUCCUGAAGAUGCGUGCCUACGACUACAUGUGCAUGGGCUUCGUGCUGCUCUCGCUGGGGGACACGCUGCGCUACUGGGCCUCCGUGUACUUCUGCGUCCACGGGCUGGCCCUGCUGGCCCUGGGGCUCGGCCUGGCCCUGGGGGGUGCCGGCCCCAGCCGCAGGAAGACCCCGGCCGCCCACCCCAGCCCCGCCAAGCUCCGGGAGGAGUAGCGGCCUCCCGCUCGCUCGGCGCUUGGCCCGGGGAUCCCAUGAACUGGGCCGCCGCUGCCUGUCCCAGAGAGCUCCCGGCAGGCCGGGGCCUGGGGAGGAUUCCGGAGCCCCUCAGAGGCACCCCAGCAGCUGCAUCUCCGCGCCUGGGGGUACGAGGUCCUCGGGCCUCCUGUGAGGUCAGGGGCUCCAGAGCCGGCCUGGGAGCGGGGUUGCUUGAGUCUUUCGCUCCCCUUUCUCUCAGAGCAGUAUUGCAGACCCAGGAGGGCUCCCCCCCCCCCACUGUACCUUGUGUAAAAAGGAGAAACUGAGGCCAUCCCGAGGAGCAGGCCUGGGGGCCGCCCAUCCUGCAGUGUCGCCCUUCCCAGCAUCCCUGUGUCUUGCCUGAGGCUGUCAGAGCUUGUCAGCCUCCCAAUAAAGUAUUGCACAGAGA
Messenger RNA from Erinaceus europaeus (western European hedgehog), 2033 nucleotides. RefSeq names its product membrane bound O-acyltransferase domain containing 7 (gene MBOAT7). The transcript is spliced from 8 exons. Gene Ontology annotation, cellular component: membrane; mitochondria-associated endoplasmic reticulum membrane contact site. Lineage: Eukaryota; Metazoa; Chordata; Mammalia; Eulipotyphla; Erinaceidae. Gene Ontology annotation, molecular function: lysophospholipid acyltransferase activity. The record is from RefSeq and is a predicted model, not a curated record. Gene Ontology annotation, biological process: lipid modification; phosphatidylinositol biosynthetic process. The coding region runs from base 191 to 1603 and encodes 470 amino acids.